AUGACAUCUGAAGGCAAUACAAGUGUAACAAUUAACAAGAAUAGUGAUAUCACUAGUAGCAACCAAGGUGAUAAGAAUAUCACAGAGAGUUUGCUAAAAGAAAAUCCUAAAGAAGACACAGUGUCUGAUGAAAUUUUGGAGGAAAACAAGAAUCUUAUGGCGGAAGUGUUCGAUUUGAAGGCGCAACUGGUUUCGCUAAAAAAACUAAUACCAGCAGUAGUGGACAAUGAAGGCAAUGAUUUCACGUACAGAUACAUUGCAAUGCAAAUGGAAUUGAAUCAGAUGAAAGCUCAAAAAACAGAAUUGGAAGUAUUAUGGAAAUGUCAACAGGAGAAGUAUAAUGAAGAGAAAUCAAAAUUGGAGUGUGAAAUGGGAGAAUGGAAGAAGAAAGCUAUAAAAAAUGAUGAACUUACAUCUGAAGUGCGACAACUGCGCCAGCAGUUAGUUGAAAAGGACAACAAAAAUAAGAGAGAAUUUGAAUUCAUGUUAGUUAAGCAGCGCAACGAAACAAUGAAAGCUGAAGUGGCCAAAUUUCAACAUAUUGCGGAAAUGGCUGAACUGAAAGCGGAACAUAGACGAGAGAUUUUUGAAGAGAAACUGUCAAAAGCACGUGAAAUCAAUGAAAUAAUAAUAAAUGAGCGCUCUCGGACUUGUCGUACAAUUAUGAAAUUAUUGAAAUGGACGAUGAGUAAAGUUCUACCAGAGUAA
Messenger RNA from Brugia pahangi, 708 nucleotides. NCBI's taxonomy places the organism in Eukaryota, Metazoa, Nematoda, Chromadorea, Rhabditida, Onchocercidae. The record is from the annotation of a GenBank genome assembly.